Molecule: messenger RNA, 3560 nt
Organism: Cloeon dipterum
Lineage: Eukaryota; Metazoa; Arthropoda; Insecta; Ephemeroptera; Baetidae
Product: GATA-binding factor C-like
Exons: 7
Coding region: 374-2260 (628 amino acids)
Biological process (GO): positive regulation of transcription by RNA polymerase II; cell fate commitment; negative regulation of transcription by RNA polymerase II
Cellular component (GO): nucleus
Molecular function (GO): RNA polymerase II cis-regulatory region sequence-specific DNA binding; zinc ion binding; DNA-binding transcription factor activity, RNA polymerase II-specific
Source: RefSeq, a predicted model, not a curated record
CCUGCCUGCGGAGAACCUCUGUUAGUUAGUCGCCUUCCUGCCUCAACCGCAGCGAGUGCAGUGUCCCUUCAGUUCCGCAGAUUCCGUGUUUUGGCGUGUUGCUCACAACAGACCGGCACCCCCGAAUCCGCUCCCGAAAUGACCAGCAGCGCAUGAAAGACGUCACUCCGCGCCAGGGCGACACUUCCCACCUCAAGCCGACUUGUGUCCGCCGCAAGACCGGAGAAAAGAGACAAGUGAAUCCCUCUGAUGCUGGCCGCAAUUUGAUGCCGAGUGGUGCCUAGUCGCGCCGGAAUAAAGUGCCUGUGUGCUCAAAACUGCGAUUUGCGCCAGCUCCUGCAGCAGAAAACAGUUGUUGUUGAGUGCGCGAAAUAUGGAUAUGUCCACCGUGGACCCGCAAGGACCGCAAGCCCACGUGACGCACCGCUGGUAUGAAGCCCCUCGCAUGUCUGCCGGCAUGGACGGUGCCACGGGCAACAUGCUGCCCCCGGAAGAUAUAGACGUGUUUUUCCCUUCCUUGGACUCUGGCCCCAGUAGAGCACGUUCCUACUACCAGGCUGCCCAAAUGCACUCGCCCUACGGAUCCGCAGCAUCCCACGCAGCGAGAAUGUCGAGCAGCCAGGUGUGCCGGCCGCACUUCCACACCCCCCUGCAUCCCUGGAUGUCGGACACAAGCAAGCCGAUGGUGCCGCACCCGUCGCACGGCUCGGCGUGGUGUUCGCCGUUCGGAGCCGCGUCGUCCAAGAACCCUGCGUCGACGCCGCACCCGUCUCCACCGGCCAACAACAGCAACAACCAGUCGCAGCAGCCGUCACUGCCACCCCCGCUGCCGCCGCACUCGUCGGCGGCCGUGCACUCCAGCCCCCACCACCACCUGUUUUCGUUCCCCCCGACGCCGCCCAAGGACGCGACGCCUGACUCCGUGACGCCGCGCAGCACCGCGGCCGACGUGGUCGCUGCCGUCGAGUCGUACCAGCAGGCGGUGAACGUGGUCGCGCAGGCCGCCAUGCAGGCGGCGUCAGCGUCGUCAGCGUCAUCGACCAGCUCGACGUCCAGCUCUACGCCAGCCAACAACAUGGAGUGCGUCGACAUCAAGCCGUCGGCCAUGAUCACCAGCCUGGGCAACUGCUCCAGCGGGAAGCCGCGCGAAGGUAGUGAUGCCCGUUUCGCGGUGACCGCCACCAACACCACGACCAACACCACCCCCAGCUCGUCUAGUUCAACGUCCUCCUCGCCCCCGCAUCACCCCCACGCCCACUAUCCGUCGUCGUCUCACCACCAGAACAUGCACUACCCUUACCACCACGGUGCUAGUCCCUCGGGCGAUAUGAGCCCCGGCUCGGCCUACGGGUUCCACCACCCGGCCGCCCACCACCACCACCACCACCACCACGCGGCUGCCACGGUGGCCGUGUUUGGGGCCAACAAGUCCCUGCACCCCGCCAAACCGAGGACGAAGUCCAGGUCCAGCGCCGGUGGCUGGACUGAUGCAAAAUCUUGCUCCUCCUCUUUUGACUCUGUCUCUGGUGUUAAUCACAGAGAGAAUGCUGGUGAGGGGCGAGAAUGUGUCAAUUGUGGCGCAACCUCGACACCCCUGUGGCGCAGGGACGGCACCGGACACUACCUGUGCAACGCGUGCGGCCUCUACUACAAAAUGAACGGCCAGAAUCGACCACUCAUCAAACCGAAACGAAGACUUUGCUUGCAGAGUGCUGCCAGACGGGCUGGCACUUCGUGUGCCAAUUGUAAAACCACCAUGACCACCCUGUGGAGGCGCAACCAGAACGGAGAACCUGUCUGCAACGCCUGUGGACUCUACUACAAACUGCAUAAUGUGAACCGACCACUGACAAUGAAGAAAGAGGGCAUCCAGACGCGCAACCGCAAGCUGAGCUCCAAGUCGAAGAAGAAGAAGGGCGGCAAUGGCAUGGGGCCGGGCGUGAUGGGCCCCGGACUGGGCCUGCCCGACAUGAUGAAGCCACUGGACAAGUCGGCGUUCCCCGGCUUCGGCGCCGCCGGCAACCACCUGGGGCCGUCCAUGUCGCACUACAUGUACAACAGCAACAUGCACGCCAGCUCGAUGCACCACGCGGGCUCGUUCGCGCCGCCGCCGCACCACGCGUCCAUGCACAUGUCCGGCAUGGGCAGCCUGGGUCUGGCCACGUCCUCACCGCUGUCCCUCGGCUCCAGCGGCCUCGGUCUAGCGUCGUCCAACGGCAUGGUUAGCAUACCCUACUCGGGACACUCGGUAUUCUCGUAAGAAGAGCAGCGGGUGUCGCCACCUCUCGGGAACAAGUACAAAUGAAAUGAACGAACCUCUCGCUGUUGUCCCUGAUCGAGAAUCCAGUCUGUCUCUCUCCGCGCGGAGCGUUCGCGGCGGGAUUGUGCUGACCAAGCGCAGACGGCCACCGCCAUCUUGCCCGCUGGACCGGGAAAGAUCACGAAUUCGGCUAUUUUUGUCUGGAAAUCUGGUGAGCAACCUGCGGUCUUUCCUCGAGGGCAGUGCGGCCAGCCGCGCGAGGGCAAGAUGCGGCCGCGAUUGACACCGUUUUGUUGUGAUCCCUCUCUCAUCUCAGUUGUGUAUAAAUCUCGUGUAAAAAGCAAAACUCUUUAAAUGUGUGCAGGCUAAUUGUGAGCUAAUUUAUUAAGCCCGCGCGUCGUUUCCUGAAAUUAUGUGUGCGGUGUAAAUAUGUAUUGUGCGUGCGCCCAAUUUUAUCAAUCAAAGAAAAAUGCAUACACAGAAACGAAAUAGGGAAGCGCCGUUGUAAAUGAAAGUAUUUAAUGCGUGUGCGAGAUUCGUGAACUUUUUAAAAGAAUUGAGAGCGAAAGCUACCAAUAUGUACUCGAAAAUACAUACAUGUGUAAUAAUUAUGUAUUUAAAGAAUAGAAAAGCGCGUUGUAAAAAUCAGGAAAAUACACAAAAAGAAUCAUUAUUAAUUAAUAAAUUCUAAGGAAGUGGAAAGCAAGUUGGCUCGCUCCUCUCACACCUUGAAAAGCUGAAUAUGUGUUGUAAUUAAUUGCGACGAAAAGAAUUAAGGUAAGAUUUAAGCAAGGUGAGAGUUUGAUUUCCUUUGUCACAACCAGCUUAAUUCACACUUAACUGAAUGAUCAAUCAAUCAAUCGAGUCUUGACCAACACGAGUCUUUAUAUUCUAUUAUAAACUAUACGUAAACAACACGACGAAAUUUAAUAUAUCUCCGUUUUUAAUUCAAAGAAAUCAACGCAAUUUUCUGCGAUCAUUAAACCAAAUGUUUUAUAAAUUGAGUUUGUUAAGCGCUGUGUAUAAGAAUGUUUUGUUUCCUACAUAAAUUGUAAUUAAAUGAACAAACUAAACUACAUUAUUAUAUAAAAAUAGGAUCUUCACACCUACUGAAAAGUACUUAUUCAAUUGUUGUGUAUAAUUAAGACUAUAUACGAACAAAUCUUGCGUUUGCUUUCGCCUCUGGAUCAUCUUUUGUAUUCUGUGUACACACAAGACGAACUCGAGUUAAUUGUGACAGAGGAGAAAGAAAUAAUAAAAUGAUGAAAAUGAGUAUUAAAGAAAUCAAUGAUUGAUAAAA